UGUAAAUAUGAGAUUAGAGGAAUAAAUUAAAGAUGUUAACCCUAAGAUGGGAAAUGCAAGAUGCAGAUGGAGAAUGUGAUUAGGAUCGGAGAAAAAGAAAGAAUCAAUGGGUCCCUAUUGUCCAUGCUUCGGGAUCGGGAGCAAGAAAAGGGAGAUCAACUUGAAAACCAACACUAAUUACGUCCCUAUUGAACCAACUAGGGACCCUCCUAAUCCUAUCAACUCUCAUCUUCCUCCAGAUAAUCCCAUCACACUGCUGGAGCCCAGACAGCAACUACUGAUAUCAAAAGAUGAUUCUCCUCCGAGAAGCAACCUUCCAACUUUUUCUUACCGGGAUCUUGCAACCGCCACAAACAAUUUCAGGCGAGAAUCCAUUAUCGGGGAAGGUGGCUUUGGGCCAGUAUUCAAAGGGCAACUUACAACUAGUCAGGUUGUGGCUGUUAAGAAGCUAAAUCAUUCAGGUCUUCAAGGGGAUAAGGAGUUCUUUGUCGAGGUUCACAUGCUCUCACUGAUGCGCCACCCUAACCUGGUUAAUCUAAUUGGUUACUGCACUGAAGGAGAGCAGCGUCUUCUUAUCUAUGAAUUCAUGCCUCUAGGAUCUUUGGCAUAUCAUCUCCAUGAUAUUACGCCUGACAUGAAGCCAUUGGAUUGGGAUACCAGGAUGGUAAUAGCAUCUGGUGCUGCCAAAGGCCUGGAUUACCUUCACAACCAAGCUGAUCGUCCUGUUAUCUACAGGGACCUUAAGUCGGCAAACAUAUUAUUGGGUGAGGGUUUCCAUGCUAAACUUUCUGACUUUGGUCUUGCAAAGUUUGGCCCAAUUGCAGACAAUACACAUGUUUCAACUCGGGUAAUGGGCACUCAUGGGUAUUGCGCACCUGAGUAUGCUGGAACCGGAAAACUGACUAUGAAAUCAGACAUUUAUAGUUUUGGUGUGCUCUUGUUGGAGCUAAUUACUGGAUGUAGAGCAAUGGAUGACUCUCAUGAACAUGGAAAAGAAAUGCUUGUUGACUGGGCACGUCCUAUGUUGAAAGACCGCAUGAACUAUGUACAAUUAGCGGAUCCAAUGUUAAGAGGCAAGUUUCCACAAUCUGUCUUCCGCAGGGUAGUAGAACUGGCCUUAAUGUGUGUUCAGGAUGAUCCCCAUGCUCGACCUCACACGAAAGACAUUGUGCUUGCUUUGAGUUACUUUGCAUCCCAAAAGCAUGAUUCACAUGCAGGUCAGUCAAAUCAGAUUGGAUCUCAGGGAGACGGGAGGACAUCCCCUGUUGAAGAACUAACGAAUGGAAGCUCUGUUGAUUUUAAUGGAGCUCAGAUCGAUGUAACAGAUAUAAGAGCUUUGAACAAGGAUCAAGAGCGGGAGCGAGCUGUUGCAGAGGCCAAGAAGUGGGGCGAGACCUGGAGAGAGAAAGGGAAACAGAAUGCGGAUGAUGAUUUAGAUUAUAAAUCAAGGUGGUGAUUGCAAGUUAGUUUCCUUGUCAGAGAACUUCGGGUUUGUAUUCUGAGAUUAUCAUAAACACUACCAGGGCAGCAGCAGCAGGAACAUUUACUCUCAUGCGAGUAUCUGUGGCAGCAGAGCUAGCAUUUUUAUUAAGAGGUUUAUGCACAAAGGACACAUAGUAUGUAUAUAAAAAAGAAAUUCUUUUAUCAUCUACAGAGUGUAAUUUUUCAGCAAAGUGACACCCCCUGGAUACAUUUGGGAUGUAUUUGUAUGCUUGACAUAAUAAAUUCAAUAGAGAUUGAUUGACGACA
This is a messenger RNA of Solanum tuberosum (potato), 1749 nucleotides long. Its product is annotated as serine/threonine-protein kinase CDL1. Gene Ontology annotation, biological process: protein phosphorylation. NCBI's taxonomy places the organism in Eukaryota, Viridiplantae, Streptophyta, Magnoliopsida, Solanales, Solanaceae. Gene Ontology annotation, molecular function: protein kinase activity; ATP binding. The coding region runs from base 107 to 1456 and encodes 449 amino acids. The record is from RefSeq and is a predicted model, not a curated record. The transcript is spliced from 5 exons.